UUAACCAGAUCCAGCGUGGAGAGGAGCAGUGAGCGUCGUCGCUGACAUCAAAAGGCUUCUACGUUCGCUAUUGUCUCACAGAUUGGAUCUAGUCUACACCAUUGCCUAUCGUGUGGUGUAACAGAACAAUGAUCACAGCCAAAAUUGUCGUCACAGUCCUUAUGCUGUCAGUCACUGGCAGUCUUGACGCAGCUCCUCCAGGGCAACCCUUCUGUAAGGCCGCAAGACAGCCCAAUGGGUCUUUUGUCUUUCAUUUGUGGCCAACUAAACUGGUCUCUGACUACGAGUCUCAAAUCAUAAUUGAGAAAAAAGUUUCUGCCAUAUAUGAAGGAGGGAAAGUGCCAGCUUCCUGGCUGCCACCUGUCCUUAGUGUUACAAUGCAGCACUUCACAUUGAGCACCUGUCCAAAGUCUGUUAAAAUUGGCUUGGAUGGUGCAAACGAAUGGUCCCUCAAAGACCUGAUUUGCUCCUGUGACUCCUCUACCAGCACAGCCCAGACAUCAAGCUCCACAGCCAAGCCACCUUCCUCUGCAUCAAACUUAACCUGGACCAAUAAUGACACGUCCCCUUUUCCAGUGGGUGCUGUUAUCGCUUGCAGUCUCUUGGUGCUGCUCGGUUUUGUGAUCUUCAUAUGCUGGCUUAUGAAAUACAGAAGGACCGGAGUCCGACAGACGGCCACGAUCGUCCAUCAUGCGUCAUCUUUCAAAGAAGAAACUGUCUCCAUUCUUGACAUCACAGCAACUUCCAGUUUGAAAACAUCGGAUGGACAACUGAAGUGAAUUUAAAAAAAAAAAAAAGACCCAGAAUGACACAUUCUGCUUUUCUAAGAGCCAGCUGGAAGUUUACAGGGACACUCCAUCAAUACAGCUGUCAUCAACUUAAACACAUUUUCUGUUCUAUCCAGCUCAUCAGAAGAGCUCCAUACAUUUUCAAUGAACAAAUACAACCACACCGUUUUGUUUUCACCUUCAUGUCAAGAGGAAAUGACGUGGCCACCACUAUGUAGAUAGUACAUUACAUGGAUGGAGGAGUUGUUUCUAUAAGUUCUCUGACUCGUCAUUUCUUGAGCUGCAACUGUGAACACUGCUUUCAUUCAUAUUUAUUUGUUUUUCUUAUAAUGUAUUGAUAAGGCUGUAUUUAUAUUUUGUGUACAUGUUUGUAAAUAAUAAAUUAAUGUUUGUAAUGUA
Molecule: messenger RNA, 1187 nt
Organism: Sardina pilchardus (European sardine)
Lineage: Eukaryota; Metazoa; Chordata; Actinopteri; Clupeiformes; Clupeidae
Exons: 7
Coding region: 129-779 (216 amino acids)
Source: RefSeq, a predicted model, not a curated record